This is a messenger RNA of Tripterygium wilfordii, 2496 nucleotides long. Its product is annotated as probable serine incorporator. The record is from RefSeq and is a predicted model, not a curated record. The coding region runs from base 898 to 2085 and encodes 395 amino acids. Gene Ontology annotation, cellular component: membrane. The transcript has 13 exons. NCBI's taxonomy places the organism in Eukaryota, Viridiplantae, Streptophyta, Magnoliopsida, Celastrales, Celastraceae.
CCUGCAAACUACUUUCAAAAACUGACUGAACAGACGUUGCACCGAAAAAUCAAAACUCACUAGUUUGAUAACAUAAUAGUAUUCCAUUCUUGCAUAGUUGGGUGAGAUCCAACGGUGCUUGGUGGAUCCAUCAAAGUGGGUGUAAUAUAUCCGUCAUGUAGACGAAUGUAGAUUAUGAAAAGGUAGUGCCGUUGCAGUGAGAAAUUGUGUUCUGUUACAUCCUAUAAAUUCCUUUUCAUUUGUGACUCUGGUGAUUUGUGAAUGCCUUUUAGUUUUCAGGAUCACUACGAAUAACUUGGCACAAAUGCUUGCGUGACGUUUGAGAGUUUUUUGUUAGGUUCCUUUUUUUUUUUCCUUUUUUUUUUGGUCUGGUAUGGUUUAACGCACUAAUAUGAGCAAACCUUAACGAAAGGUCUACAGUUGGAGAAUAGUUUGUUCCCUCAAAUCUUUUCUAUAUUUCCUUUUAGGAAUUGGAAAAGCUAUUAUUCAACUAAAUUUUCUGUAUAUUUUUUUUUCUGUCUAUUUGGGGUUAGGGAAGAAUAUAAAUGAGUAACGUACAGCUCUUGUCGUGUAGUCUGCGGCUUCAGCUCUAGCUGGUUGAGCUUAAUUUACUGCUUUUAAUGUGACAUCAAUACAUCAUUGAUAAGAUUCAAAUCUCAAAUAAUUCUUGGGUCUUUCUCCUUAUAAAGAAUAAUUGGUUGAAAAGCUUUAUUUUUUCUCCCACUUUUGGGUACGCCAAUAGAUCGAGUAAGGAAAAGGAAAAGUAGCCAUUACUGAGUAGCAAUGCCAAAGACGCAAUAGUGGUUUGUGGGGACUCGACCUGAAAGCAAGGUUUCUUGAUGAAGGGAAGCAAGUGAUGCCAUAAGUGAUGAAGAGUAUUGCUGAUUUGGGUGAGGAAUGGAGAGUGGUGCCAGCAACAGUAGGACGCAUGCAGUACUCAAGGACUCCUCAUGGUUCAGCCAAUUCCGCAAUGGCUCCAAUCCUUGGAUGGCUAGAUAUGCUUACGGUUUGAUGUUUCUAGUUUCAAAUAUGCUAGCAUGGGCUGUUCGAGACUAUGGACGUGGUGCCUCCAGAGAAAUUGAAAAACUAAAAGGAUGUGCUAGUGGUGACUGCUGGGGUGCAGAUGGCGCUUUGCGUGUGAGCAUGGGAUGUUUUGCAUUUUAUAUUGUAAUGUUUCUUUCAACCAUCGGUACCAAGAAGUUGAACGAGCGCCGGGAUUCAUGGCAUUCUGGAUGGUGGUCUGUCAAGAUUACCGUGUUCAUUGUCUUGACAAUUAUUCCUUUCUUGUUUCCCUCUACCUUCAUUGAGAUUUAUGGGGAGGUUGCACAUUUUGGUGCUGGGGUCUUUCUCCUAAUUCAACUUAUAAGUAUAAUCAGUUUCAUCAGAUGGUUGAAUGAUUGUUUUCAGUCUGAAAAAUAUGCAGAAAGAUGCCACAUCCAUGUGAUGUUAAUUGCAACUACUUCAUAUGUUGUAUGCAUAAUGGGGAUCAUUUUGAUGUACAUUUGGUAUGCACCAGAACCAUCUUGCCUUCAAAACAUUUUCUUCAUUUCCUGGACGCUGGUACUCCUCCAACUCAUGACCAGCGUGUCCCUCCACCCCAAAGUGAAUGCUGGUUUCUUGACUCCUGGGCUCAUGGGGCUUUAUAUUGUAUUCAUUUGCUGGUGUGCCAUCAGAAGUGAACCAGGAGGCCAAAGUUGUAACAGGAAGGCAGAGGCUUCAAACAAAACAGACUGGCUUACUAUCAUUAGCUUUGUUGUUGCGGUUCUUGCAAUGGUUAUUGCAACAUUUUCUACUGGCAUUGACUCCCAAUGCUUCCAGUUGAAGAAGGAGGAUACACAGGCGGAAGAUGAUAUUCCAUAUGGUUAUGGUUUCUUCCAUUUUGUUUUUGCUACUGGUGCAAUGUACUUUGCAAUGCUUUUAAUUGGCUGGAAUACUCAUCAUACCAUUAAAAGGUGGACAAUUGAUGUUGGUUGGACCAGUGUCUGGGUCAGAAUAGUGAAUGAAUGGUUGGCAGUCUGUGUUUACUUAUGGAUGUUGGUGGCACCAAUUGUGUUGAAGUGGCAACAAAUGGAUGAACCUGUGUGAGACAGUGGAAAGUAGUCCAAUGCUUUUGGGUAUGCCCCUUCCAUCUUAUGUGCGCAUGGUGGUCAGACACUUGCAGAUAGAAGGAAAACCCUAUGCUCAGGAGGAUCCUGGCCUGACUGCACCGCCAUACAUUACAUUACCAGUUACCUUACAUUUCUAGCAUAGGAAUCUGAUGUUAUGGCCUGCGGCUCCUCGGGGAAGAUGAUAACAAAAAUGGGAUAAACAAUCAUCCAAACUUCGGAACUUACUUCAGAACCUGGAAUAGAUAGAUGUGUAAAACCAUAGAUGUAGUAAAUACAAUCGUGUCUACAUGAUAUUGUUACCAUGAAAUGUACCAUCCAUUUGAUUCUUGUUCUGAUGUGAGAUGUUGGCUGCAGAUUUAGUCAAAUACACAAUUUUCUUUCUAUGCUA